AGAGAGAGAGAGAGAGAGAGAGAGAGAGAGAGAGAGAGAGAGAGAGAGAGAGAGAGAGAGAGAGAGAGAGAGAGAGGCAAAAAAUGGCGAUGGUGGGAAGGAACUUGGCGGGGCCAUUGCUGUUUCUCAACCUGGUCAUGUACGUCAUCGUGGUCGGCUUCGCGAGUUGGUGCCUCAACCGCUUCAUCAACGGCCAGACCGGUCACCCCAGUUUUGGCGGGAACGGCGCGACGAUGUUCUUCCUCAUCUUCGCGCUCCUGGCCGGCGUCGUCGGGGUCAUCUCGAAGCUCGCCGGCGCGAGCCACGUCCGAGCUUGGAGGAACGAAAGCCUCGCCGCGGCCGCGUCCUCCGCGCUCAUCGCGUGGGCCGUCACCGCCCUCUCCUUCGGGUUGGCAUGCAAGGAAAUAAACGUGGGAGGGCACAGAGGGUGGAGGCUGAGGGUGCUGGAGGCGUUCAUAAUAAUACUAGCCUUCACUCAGCUCCUGUACGUGCUGUUGCUCCACGCCGGCCUCUUCGACAGCCGCUACGGGCCGGGUUACGGAGACACCCCUUACGGCAGCGCCGCCGCUGCCGCCGGCGACCCUUACAAGGGCGGCCCGACCACCGGAUCGGUAGUCUAGGAAUGAUGACAAUGCCCUCCUCUUCUACUUCGGAUAUGCACGUAUGUUAUCAUCUAUGGUUUGUUUUGAGUCGUGGGAGACAAAAAAAUUCACGUUGUCCUUU
This is a messenger RNA of Rhodamnia argentea, 723 nucleotides long. RefSeq names its product membrane protein PM19L. Bases 84 to 620 code for a protein of 178 amino acids. Lineage: Eukaryota; Viridiplantae; Streptophyta; Magnoliopsida; Myrtales; Myrtaceae. The record is from RefSeq and is a predicted model, not a curated record. The transcript has 4 exons.